Molecule: messenger RNA, 2259 nt
Organism: Toxoplasma gondii ME49
Lineage: Eukaryota; Apicomplexa; Conoidasida; Eucoccidiorida; Sarcocystidae
Gene: MAG1
Product: MAG1
Exons: 3
Coding region: 289-1647 (452 amino acids)
Source: RefSeq, a predicted model, not a curated record
GUUGCAGUUGCGUAUGCCAGUGCGUCACAGCGCUGAACUACUGGCAGGUAGACACAUCUGGCAAGCUACUGCUGUGUCUGAAGCGUGCCGAUGUGUGCGCGUACGCUUACAGAGAGCCUGCAAGACACUGGUUGGAAGACAAAAUUUUUCUUCUCAAGAGUUGAGCUUUAGUUUGGUCACUCGCCGUUGGUUGUUCUGUGUGCUAGACGUACUCUAACGCAAACCAGUCGAGGAACACACGAACGAGAGAGACGGCAAUAUCUCCCGUCGCGCUAUCACACCGGCAACAUGGAUUGCGGACAGUGCAGAAGGCAACUGCACGCAGCAGGUGUUCUAGGCUUGUUUGUCACCCUUGCCACAGCAACCGUAGGAUUGAGCCAAAGGGUGCCAGAGCUACCAGAAGUGGAGUCCUUUGAUGAAGUAGGCACGGGAGCUCGACGGUCCGGGUCCAUUGCGACCCUUCUUCCACAAGACGCUGUUUUAUAUGAGAACUCAGAGGACGUUGCCGUUCCGAGUGAUUCAGCAUCGACCCCGUCAUACUUUCAUGUGGAAUCUCCAAGUGCUAGUGUGGAAGCCGCGACUGGCGCUGUGGGAGAGGUGGUGCCGGACUGUGAAGAACAACAGGAACAGGGUGACACGACGUUAUCCGAUCACGAUUUCCAUUCAGGUGGAACUGAACAGGAGGGUUUGCCGGAAACAGAGGUGGCGCAUCAGCAUGAGACAGAAGAACAGUACGGGACUGAAGGGAUGCCCCCCCCUGUUCUGCCACCUGCACCGGUAGUCCAUCCGCGUUUUAUUGCAGUACCAGGGCCGUCGGUGCCUGUUCCAUUUUUCAGUUUGCCAGACAUCCACCCGGAUCAGGUUGUGUAUAUUCUAAGGGUUCAGGGAUCUGGGGACUUCGACAUCAGUUUCGAAGUUGGCCGAGCUGUGAAGCAGUUGGAAGCCAUCAAGAAAGCAUACAGAGAAGCCACCGGGAAGCUAGAAGCAGACGAGCUUGAGUCAGAAAGGGGACCUGCUGUUUCACCUCGACGAAGGCUGGUUGACCUGAUCAAAGAUAACCAGCGACGACUCAGGGCGGCGCUUCAGAAGAUAAAGAUACAGAAAAAGUUGGAGGAGAUUGAUGACUUACUUCAGCUGACACGCGCACUGAAGGCCAUGGAUGCCCGUCUGAGAGCCUGCCAGGAUAUGGCACCGAUUGAGGAGGCGCUGUGUCACAAGACGAAGGCGUUUGGAGAAAUGGUGUCCCAGAAAGCCAAGGAAAUUCGGGAGAAAGCGGCGUCCUUGUCUUCAUUGUUAGGUGUCGAUGCUGUCGAAAAACAAUUGCGGCGCGUCGAACCGGAACAUGAAGAUAACACCAGAGUUGAAGCCAGGGUAGAGGAAUUGCAGAAGGCGCUGGAGAAGGCCGCGUCUGAGGCAAAGCAGCUCGUGGGGACCGCAGCAGGCGAAAUAGAGGAAGGAGUAAAAGCGGAUACUCAGGCGGUGCAAGAUAGCUCGAAAGACGUGUUGACGAAGAGUCAGCUUGCGCUCGUGGAAGCCUUUAAAGCGAUCCAGAGGGCUCUUCUUGAGGCGAAGACAAAGGAACUAGUAGAGCCUACGUCUAAAGAAGCGGAGGAAGCUCGUCAGAUCUUAGCGGAACAGGCAGCUUGAUUUCCCAAGGAUGCAGUUAAAGAUGGGGAUGCAUGAUAGGUAGCGCGCCCAUUAUCCCAAUCCUUUAGCCGUCUACCGUGACGUGGAUCAUUAUAGGGGAAACAAGCAUUAGCAGAAUGAUCGUGUAUCGCGGAACACACGCAUAUCCGCACCAGUUUUUCUAACGUAUGGUGAAUGGGUUCAAGUCUGGGUUCAAGGCGCAGUGUCUAUGCAACAGCGCCGGUUUCUGCCCUUCGUUUUUGCACAUGUGCACAGGUAUGUACAGUGUUUAUGUAUAUGGGGCAGUGUGCGCUUCGUCAAUGAUGUACAGAACGUGUGUAAUGCUCGUCUUGGCAGGGCCAGCAAGCCCGCAUAGCAUUCGUGGAUCACGUGAAGCCCGACACGGCGCCGCCCGAUUACAGCCGCAAAUGCUGUAAACCGGAAACAAUGACCCUGCAAGUCAGCCUUCAUAGACAACAGACUUGGCGACGUCAUAACUACAGCAGGGUAACGGGUACUGGAAGACUCGGUACGAAGCGGUUUCCAUGACAGAGCGACCGUACCAACGCCAACUCCCCUCCCCUCGUAGUCUUGUCGAGCGUGGCUGAUUCGGUGUGGGCGAGUGCGACCAGA